GUUUGACGCGUAUAUGUGUGUAUCUUAAACCUUAUUAUAUUCUCUCGACAUGUUAAAGGAAUGGAUAUAUAUUUGCGGUCCAAUAGGCCUAUUUCACCUUCUUUCAUUUGUUAAUUGCGUUAACUUGCAAGUAAAUGGAAGUGAGGAAUGUGGCGCCUUCAAACACGAACCUUAUUUCAUGGAACAGAAUGGACAAAUGCAAAAGUGUGUAAAAUGUGCGUCUUGCCCUCCUGGUUAUGGGGCUAUACGCCGCUGCACACAGCACAAUAAUACAGUUUGCAUGGCCUGUCCACCUGGUAUGUAUUCGAGUUGGCACAGCCCCUAUGACGCGUGCCUACCGUGCAAAAUUUGUAAUGCACACCGUACUAUUGUACGCGUCUGCAAUAAGUCACAGGAUCGUGUUUGCAGCACUUGUAAUCAAGGAUACUAUGAAGACUUCUCUACUGGAACUUGUAAAGAGUGUGAUUAUUGUUAUCACCAUGACUUUACUCAGAUUAGAAAGGCGGCGUGUCAAUAUGAGGGUGCCCCUGUUGAUUUCUAUUGCACACCAUCAUUGGAUCCACCUUACAGAGCCCCGAUGAAAUGGCAACUUACAACAAAAUCAGCAGAUGAAGCGACAAGUCCGCAGUCGAUCAUCUCUACUUCUGAAUGGUUAUCUUGGAGCAGAAUGUCAACGCUUACGGAGCAACCGACUAGUUUCCAAGAAUCUCGAGUUUCUGCAAACGAAAAUUUAAUGAGAGAAAAGCUAUCUACUACCACAGAUACUACCAUAUCUACUGUCUCUUCUACCAUUAUCAAUAGAUUUUUACAGUGGACAUACAUUACAAGCCACAUCAGACCUACGAUGCGUACUGGAGCCCUAGGACACACUUCGAAUGUAGGAGUAGUUGGAAACACGGUGACUGCUGGAACCCCAGAGUACCGGUACACAAAAUCUGCAGGAGUCCUCAAACACACGGCGAUUGCAGGAGCGGCAGAGUCACAAGUAACUAAUCACAUCAAAACUACUUUCCAACUGGAAUCAGUUAGUGAUAGGCUAUCAAUAGAAAUAGCGACUGUGAUUGCCAUAAUAUUAUGCAUAUUUAUUAUCUUAACUGUUUUUAUAGGCCAAAUAUUUAGACCUAUUCGACGGAAUAGAUAUUUUCAUAAACUUUCUGAUGAAGAAAAUAUAUCUGUCUUAUAAUUUAAGUUUCGAACUCUUACUUAAAAUUUAUAGCAUUACC
Messenger RNA from Anneissia japonica, 1223 nucleotides. RefSeq lists its product as uncharacterized. The coding region runs from base 50 to 1183 and encodes 377 amino acids. The transcript has 5 exons. Gene Ontology annotation, cellular component: cell surface; plasma membrane. The record is from RefSeq and is a predicted model, not a curated record. Gene Ontology annotation, molecular function: coreceptor activity; death receptor activity; nerve growth factor binding. Gene Ontology annotation, biological process: Rho protein signal transduction. NCBI's taxonomy places the organism in Eukaryota, Metazoa, Echinodermata, Crinoidea, Comatulida, Comatulidae.